Messenger RNA from Sporothrix brasiliensis 5110, 1998 nucleotides. RefSeq lists its product as uncharacterized. Gene Ontology annotation, biological process: regulation of nitrogen utilization; negative regulation of transcription by RNA polymerase II; mitochondria-nucleus signaling pathway. The transcript has 2 exons. Lineage: Eukaryota; Fungi; Ascomycota; Sordariomycetes; Ophiostomatales; Ophiostomataceae. The record is from RefSeq and is a predicted model, not a curated record. Gene Ontology annotation, cellular component: cytoplasm. The coding region runs from base 1 to 1998 and encodes 665 amino acids.
AUGCCGUCGUCUUUAGACGCACCUGUGCUCCAGGUGGAUGCCAAUGUUAUCCACAAGGUCGACACCUCCAACCCCCAGAACCUUUUCAGCAUGUGGACUGACAACGUCGCCCAGGGCCGCCGGCUAGAGAACCUCAGCUGGCGCCUCUGGACGCGCGAGACCUUUUGUGUCGAGGCUGCCGCGCGCAUCACCUCGAGCAGCUCGUCCGAUUCAUUUGCUGUCGCCUCCUCCGACGAGAGCGCGUCCAUUGCGCCCACGUCCCCAAGACGUCCCACCACCAUUCCGCGCCGGAGUAACCCGUCCACAGAGGAGGUGCCCCAGCUGUCCGGCAGUGUCGAGUCGCUGGCCGACGAGGACGCUGUUGAGUUCUCGUCCGAGUCGAGCGCCGUGGACAUUGCGCGUCCGCGGAUACGUAGGCAGGAUUCGUGCGGCAGCAGCCGUAGCCGUGGCCGUGAACGGCACAUCACCUCGGACGACCUCGAGAAGAUGGUCGUCUCCAUUGUUCAGGAGACGGAGCCUCUCAAGGGCCCACUCCGUGACGUCUCUUCCAGCAUGCAGUUUUCUUCACCCUCUCCCUCCAUGUCGCCCGUCGCCACUGAGCAGCCAGAACAGACACAUGUUGCUCCUGUUUCCGAGUCCCAGUCGGCUCUGCCAGAGCCGACCCCUGAGGCUGAGGAGUCGGCGGUUGCAGCCCCGUCUGCUGAGCCUUUCCCGGCUCUGGCACCCGAGCCUGUUGAGGAGGAGCAGCAGCAGCAGGAGCAGGAGGAGGUAGCCACCCCGAGCACCCCGCCUCUGCAGAAGAGCAAGUCGACCACGGAGGUGAUCCGCGGCUUUUCGCCAUCGCACAUUCCCGUUGUGGUUCCCCAGAUCCUGACACCGCCACCGUCCGAUGAGCAGGUGGCUGCGUCUGCCGACGAGGAUGUCAUUCCCUACCCAACGUCGGAGCCUGCUGCCAAGCAAGUGCAGUCGAAGAAGGCGGCCACAUUUGCCCUGGGCGGCUCGUCGUCCUGCGAGGAUUCCAUGAGCGACCCGUCGCGCAGCCUCGAGAUGCGCAAGUCCGCCAUGUCCGAGAUGCUGAAGCGCAAGUCGACGCCGACACCCGACGAGGAGGGCUCGCUGAAGAGCGCCCUGCACCUGUCGCGCCACUCGCUUUCGCAGAAGAAGCAGACGUCGUUCAGCAGCCAGCUUGUGACGCGCGCCAUCCCCGCGCCGGCAGUGGUUUCCGACGACGACGAUUCCGAGUCGGACGACAUUGACGAGAGCGCCAUUGACGAUGACGACGACGACUCGUCGGACUGGGAAGACUCCAACGAGGAGAGCGGCCGCUCCAGCAUGGACGACAAGACGCUCUUCCAGCGCGUCGACUCGACUGUGCACCUGCCGUCGCGCCGCUCGCUGAUCACACUCAUGAUCCAGCGCAGCGAGCGCGAGGUCAAGAACGGCCUGACCACGUCGCAGUCCACGCUUGGCCUGAACCGCGCCCGUCCGCAGCACAGCCUCCAGGUCCAGCUGCACCAGCAGCAGCAGCAGCAGCAGCAGCAGCGGCAGCGGCAACACCAGCCGCCCUCGCUGGUGGCCUCGCCCAACGACUCGGACGAUGCGGCCCUGAUGAUGCGCCACCGCCCUCGUGGCCCGCAGUCGACACUGCGCCCUAUCAACGAGAUCCCGCGCUCUGCGGCCCAGCCGAUCAUGACGUCGGCCACGGCGGCCAACCACGCGCCCGCGCUGUCGCCGCGCACGAACCGCCGCAACAUGCUGUCGACAGAGCUGACCGAGUCGCUGCGCCGUCAUCUGUUGUGGGAGCGGUCGCAGAAGACGUCGACGGCCAAUGCCGUGCUCAAGAGACGCCACACGUCCCAGGACGUGGCCAACCUGCGCCAGUAUCCGGAGCCGGUGCACAUGGGCCGCGACGACGCCGGCGGCGAUGCCAACGCCAACAGCUUUGAUCAAUAUCUCAACCGUGACGCCUACAACGGGUACCACGCCAAGGGCUGGUGA